CGGAGAAUCGUACGAUGGAUAGUUGGAGCACGUUGCUUUGUUUUCUCUAGAUUAACAUCUUAUAAUAUAAACAAAAAAUAUGACUUGUUGUGGGGAAACUUUUUCCAAUUAUGGAUGGGAAUUUUUCAUGUGGUUUUGUAGAUUUUGGGGUAUCAUUACAGCGUUAAGUUUAUGGGGAACUGGUGUAGAAGCUAUUUAUUAUGGACAUAUCCUUGGUUAUUAUAUAACUCUUGCUGGUCUUGCUGUGACUUUCUUUGAGCUGGUAUUUGCUAUGAACUAUAUUGUAGCUGUUUGUCAAGGUGAUGAAGAAAGUUGCUGUAAGAACAUAUGGAAUGCCAUAGUCAUGGUUGAUAAUUGGAAGAAAGGAAUUUUAUAUAUAUUAUUUUCUGUUCCAUGUUUUAUACAGCCAUCUACAGUAUGGCUUGGUAUAAUAUCAGGUGUUAUGUUAAUUAUAAGUGCCAUUUUAUAUAUGAUAAAAACCAAAGGUAGUACAGAAGAAAAUGAAUUAGAUAAAAUUACACAGAAUGCUUCUUAUGAUCGAUUUGAUGAGUUACAAGAGGAUGAUAUAGAAGAUUGUAUAUUAAAUCCAACAGAUCAAUCAACGGGCAUAUCAUUAGCUGAACAACAAGAAAUUUUAGAAUUAUGAUGUUAAGAACAAUAUGUUCUAUAAUUAUGUUUUACAUUGUCAGAUCUGAAAGUGCUAAAUAGUCAUAUUCUAUUUUACGGCUUAUUUCUCAAGAAUGAUUAGAAAAGUUGAGUAUGUGUUAAUGGACAGCAACCCUGAAACACAAUAAAACAAAAGGUAUUUACUUUUCUUAUUUCAUGUGAUGACUUUUUACAAUUACAAAACAUUUUUAAAAAAAAUAAUUUUGUUUUAAAACACAUAGCAGUUAAUUCAAAUUGAUUUAGUCAUACUUGUAUCAAGUCAAUCUUUUAAAUUUUCAUGGAUGAAGAAAGGUAACUCUCAUGAUAGUUUUGGGAAAUGUGUGAUAUACUAAAAAAAAUGGCUGUAUAUAUUUUUAUUUUCUUCAGCCAAUUUUAUGAUGUGUAUGGAUAUAUGAUAAAAUGAAUAAGUAUAACUCUUUUUUAUAAACUGCCUGUUCAAAGAAGAAAAUCAAUAAAACAUACUUACAAUUGUGCAUUGUAUUGUGAAUAAUUGAGUUAUUUCCCUUGGUUUGAUUUAUUUUCAAUGUAGCUGUUUGAAUUUUAAAUAUUUUGAAAGUAAGCAUAUUGGAAAAUUACAGCUGAAGUUUUUCUUUGAAGUUUUUUUUUUUUUAAUUUAGAUUUAAUAUUUUAGGUAUUUUCACUAUCUUUCACAUACUGCCUGGUUCCAGAUUGAAGUGAUACUUAAUAAUUCUGUAUAAGUCUUGAUUUUUACAAUAUAUAUGUGUAAUGCUGCUUACCAAAAUGAUUAUUAUCUAUUAGUAUCUGUUUCAUGAUGCAGAUAAGUCUGUCAAUACGAAUCUGAUAUUUGGAUUACCUUAAUAAGAGAUGGGAGAGGAAAUGCGUUUUGUAAUGUGUAUAUAUACUUGGAGAAAAUGUUAGGAUUUGCCGCAGUGAUUACGAUAUAUUGAAUUCUCAAUGUCAUUUUUAAAAAUGUAGGCAGUCUGUAACAAAACAAUUUUUUUAGGGAAUGAUUUCAUAUAAAAGUUUUAAAUGAUAAAGUAAUAAUUUAGUUAAAAAAAUUCAAGUGUAACUUAGAUAAAAUGCAAUGUUAAUUAUUGCAAACCAACAUUUAUUAAAAGGAAUAAGUUACAUGGGGAUUUUUGUUUGUUUUAUAGACUCUUUAAUUUUGAAAAUAAAAUAAUGAGGACAGCUGAUCCAUUUGGAGAGGAGAAUCCAGUGGUUCCAGUCAUCAUAUUUUCUUUGUCUUAGAAAUCUGAAUUUCAAGAUACGUCAUUAAUGAAUAAAAUGAAAGUAAGAUGUAUAUUACAAAAAACUCAAUCAGGUUUGACUCUGUAAAACACACCCGUUUUAAGUGUUCACCUUAAAUUGUUUAUAAUUUAUUUUUAUAUUAAAUAUUGUAAGUUAGUGUUUUAUUCUUGUGAAGAUUUCUGUAGAGGAAAGGAGAGUAUGGGAGAAUUUUAUAAUGAAUCUUAGUAAGUAUUUGUAAUUAUAUAUCUUACUUGUGUUUAACACUUGUUAUGUGAAUAAAUGUUUAUUGAUAACUUGAAAGACCUGGUUAAGGCUGUAUGUAUCAUGUUUAAUUUAGUUUAUUUAUUUGUUAGUUUUAGGUUGUGACUUAUUUUUGAUAACUUAUUUAGGUUCUAUGCCAUCUCAAGUGAAAACUAGAAGUUGGGCCAAUUUUCAUCUUUUCUAUUUUAAGUGUUUAAAAAUUAAUUAUAUUUUGACUUGCCUGCCACUGACCAUACAUUAUCAUAUUUUGCCUAGUAAGUACUUUAGGAAAUUAAGAUCAGUUGUUAAAAUAAUUUUUUUGACAGGUUGAAUUUCAUCCAUCUUUAAAUCACUUUUAAGGUUUCCACAUUCAAGUUUUCUGCUUUUGUAAUGCUUCCUGUUGUGAAGUAAAAAGACUGGGUUAUCAGUUUUGUCAUGACGAUCAUAAGAAGGGAAAUAAAGAAACAAACUACUUGCAGAUUUUUAUUUACAGGAUUUCAAAAAUAAAUAUUAUUGAACUGUACAUCAAAUGAGUUUCUUUAGACAAGAUCUUUAGCUACAAAAUUAAGGUGAACUGAUUAUUAACCCCUUGUUGUGGAUUCUCAGUAAAAUAUAUUACAACUACAAAAUACAGUUAAUCGUCCUAGUAGUUAUGAAACCUAUACAAUACAGCGUUAUGGCAACAAUGUACCAUAGUUCAAUGUUAGUACUUUAUGUAAUUUCUGACACCCCUAUUUAUUUUGCCUCAAGUUGAGAUUAUUGCAAUUUUUGUAAUUUAAUGAAUAACUAAAGCCAAAUGUUCCUUUGUCAUUCACAAAGAAAAAUACACAUGUCUUCCCAAGAGAUUGAAAUGCAAUAGAUCUGAAACACUAAUUUCUUUUAAAACUCUUAACAUUUUUUGCAUAAUAUUUAUUUCAAUAGCAUUAUGAUAUUCAAUGUUUUAUAUCUUUACAAAAGUAAGAAAGAUAAUGAAUCUCCUAUGGAAUUAUACAAAAUUUGAAAUGAUUUAUUUGUAAAAUUAUAGAAUGUCUUACAAUGUCAUAAAAUAUCAAUUUAACAAAUGAUCAAUACAAUUUUAUUAUUCUUGUACAUCUUUGUGAGUGGUUUUGACUAAUUUUUUAUAUUUUUUAUUAUACAAAUGAAGUCUAAAUAGAUUGAUUGAAUCCUGUGUACUUUUGUUAAUAUCAUUUAUUUUUCUGUUUUUUCUUCUUUCAAUUCCAAUAUAAUCUGAAUGAACUGUUAAUUAAAAUUCCGAUGAGCUAAUAUUGUGUUGUUUUUUGGUUUUUUUUUUCAUAUUUAAUUCAGUUGUGAUCCAGAUUAAUUUUAUAUUGUAUGUAAUUUUUAUUCCCAUUUUUCUGAUUUCAUUGCUUUACAGUUUUACAUCAGUUUUGGUGAAUUAUUUAUUAUUAUUAUUAUAUUUAUAUAGCUUUUACAUUAUUGAUCAAAUUUUCACUGUGAAAACAAUGAAAAUAAUAUCAGGUUUAUAGAACUUUUGCAUGUAAAGCCAUUUGAUUUGUCUUUUUGCAUUCUUGACUGAUCUCAACGUAAAUGCUCUAAUUAUGUACUUUGAGUUUAAUACAAACCUUACCUGAAUGAAACAUCACAGCAGUGUUAUUUGCAAUCAUAAGUAAUGGCUGCAUCCACUAGCAGUCUUCUCUGUGAAAAUCUAAACUUAAACAUUGAAAGUUCUUUGAAUGAAAUCCAAUACCAAUAUCGAUGGAACACAUCAGAUAUUCAACUUUUUUUAUAUACUAGAAAACUAUUCUGGAUAUAUGUUGAUAACAGCUACAGGAACAUCUUUUUAUUUUGAUAAUUGGCACAGUCAAUGUUAUAAUUACAUUUCAUUUAUGUUUCAAUAGAAUCCAUAAUUUUGAUUGGCCGAUAACAAUAGUGAGGCACUCCAAUAUCAUAUUUUAUAUCCGUAUAAAAAACAACAGCUAUGACUGCACCUGCUAUCCGUGACAAUAUUGAAAUCAUGCAUCUUAGAACAAAAUAAAAGCUUGAUAUAACUCUUAAUUUCAUGGUUGUUGCAUAAAAAUGUAAUUACAUGUAUAAGAAAUUGAAUGCUUCUUUUUAUAAUUUUAUUGGGUUGUAAAAGUGUUGAUCGUGCACACAUUUUUAAUAUGAAGUGCUUCUGCGGUUGAAAUAAAAUGCUUCUGUCAAUGGCAUUACAUCUCAACAAAAUUAUGAAAAGAAGCAUCCAAGUCUGCAAUAAUAACCCUGCUUUGAUGAAGGGGAUAUACUUAGAUUGUGAAUUAAUGCACCAUUUACCUGGUAACCUUUUUUACAUGGCAUCCAUGUACUUUUAUAAAGUAGGAUUACCAUCAUAUUGUAUUAUUAUUUAAAUUGCCUGGAUUAUUUGUAUAUCGACAAAUGUUUUGUCUCUUGUGCUCCUUCCUAGUCUGUUAUAGAUUUGUUCAGUUUUUAUUGUACCAAUGUAAUUUAUGUAUAUAUUAAUUUGUGUUUGAAAUGAUAUGUGUGUACAAUUUUGAUUUAUUUCUGCUUAUAUAAAUUUUUUAAAAUCUGAUAUGAAUAGACUUAAGGUGGUACCCAACACCUUGACUAACAUUAAUUUGGCUCGUUUAAUUUUCAUAAAAUUUUGACAAAAUGUUUACUUUGACCCUUUGACAAAAAUAUAAAAAUUUCAAAAAAUUUGAACCAACCACUUUAUCGGAAAAAUUUCAUUGGUUAUAUAGCAGUUUGACAAACACUAAUUUUGAUCAUUGAGAAGCUUAAUAUUUCCUUAACAAUACAACGUAAUUAAAACGUUUAGCUGAUUUUUACAGAAUUAUCUCCCUGUAGUGUUAGGUACCACCUUAACUUAGAUUAAGGGUAUUCACUCUCUAAUAUGAUAAAUUCUAUCUCCUAAUGUCAACUUUUCAAUAAGUCUCUAUUUGUAUGUUGUAUCCUGAACAUAACAAUUUUGGCAUCAUUUUUUACAAAAAUAAUUGGCAUUUUUGCAUAGCAAAAUAAGUACAAGCUAAAUAUGUAGACAUUAUUAACAGUCAUAAAUAUAGUAGAAUUUUUGUAUAUGGGAUCCUUGCAAGGUCCUCAUCGUCUGUUAAACAUUGUGCACCUGAUCUUCACCUCAUACACUAGUGAUCAAGGUUAACAUUAUAGUUGCCACACAAAAAACCAAGACAAUCAAACUAGCAUCUUAUGUGUUUGUUACUGUAUGCAGCAAAUAAUAAUAGAGUCUAAUCAUGGAUAUUUCUGUUUAAUUAAGUCCAUAAAAAUGUACAAGCAAGUCUUGGAAAUAUAUUUCUUGGUUUAUUAUAAUUUCACCUUUAUAUUUUUUUAAGAAUUUUGGACCUUCCAGUAUCUUUUUUCAUUGAAAUUUUUAUUACUUGUAUUUUUUCAAGAAUAUUGUCUCUUGUAGAAUAUGAAUUUCCCCCACAAGGUAGUACAAUGUCAUAUUCUACUGGGUAAAAUUCAGUGAUUUGAGUGCAAUACUGUAAAUUGUGAUGUUUUUGAUAAGGUGAAAAAUGUGACAGUAUCUGGUUCACAAUAGUAAAAACUCAGUGAUUUUCCUUGACACAAUUUGUACAAUUGCAUUAAUUAGAUCCCACAUUUUUCUAGUUAUCAAUGAUUUACAAUAAUAAAAUUAAUUUCUGAAUUGGUAGUAAGUUCUUUAUUGUAUUAGUAUACAAUGUAAAACAUAUCUUAAACAUUGAUGUUGAAAUUAUGUCAAUGAUCAUACAUUGAUGUUUUUAUAAUGGCAAAAAUUGAAAAUGGAUAGGUAUCUAAUAAAAAAAAUCUUGCAUUAAAAAUUUUGAUCGCAUGAUUUGUUUGUUGCAUUUCCAGAAUUUACAAAAAUCAGUCUCACAUUUUUGUCCAGUGUUCAACUGUCACAAUAAUAGAUACAUGAUAAUAUUUCUGUACAUACUUUACAUUUUAUGUUUCAACUUUAGAAUCAAUUUAAUAAUUUUUUUCUUUUUCUGCAAGAUCAUUUAACUAUUAUGUUUUACCAUAAUUCAAGUAUCGUCAUUAUUUUCUGCUUCCAUCACACAAUGUGAUAAAUGUUUUUGAGUGAGUUUUCUAGUUAGAUUGUCUUGUGAGUUAAAGGAUCACGUUUUAGAUUUGUAUUUCAAUACAGCCAUUCCUUUUCUUAUUUCCAUGAGCAAAAUCAUUCUUAUCUUAAACAUCUGUACAACUUGAUUAUAGAUCUAGUUGUUAGGUAAACAAGUUUGUAUCUGUGGAUUAAAUUGAGAAAUAUUACAUUUAAAAAAGAGAGUCUCCAAAAUGAAUAAAUGGAGAUAAAUAAAUUGUUUAUAAGUAAUGUUAGACCACCAUUCUACUUUGGUUAUACAGAAAUAACAAGUGCUUAAAAUGAAGGAAGGGAGAUAACUUAUGAUAUGUACAAAAAUUCUAUAUACAUAUAUACCUUAGAUAUACCAAAUUCUGGGUUGUUAAUAAAAAUAUGAGGUUUGUUGCUGAAUAUUUAUAUUGGCAGCUUAUAUUUACAUGGUGGUAACUUCACCAUAUUGCAUUACAGUUUUGUAUACCAAUGAUAUGAAUUGCAUCUAUUAGUAUAAUUGUAUAAGGAAGAGUGCUUGAUUGGUUUUAUGUUAAUCAGUUAUUUUAUAUGAACUUUAUUUAUGCCACUACAUCCUAUGUUGAUAAUGAUUAAAGUGCUUCUUUUGAGA
Mytilus californianus (California mussel) is the source of this 6761-nucleotide messenger RNA. RefSeq lists its product as uncharacterized. The record is from RefSeq and is a predicted model, not a curated record. Bases 80 to 646 code for a protein of 188 amino acids. Lineage: Eukaryota; Metazoa; Mollusca; Bivalvia; Mytilida; Mytilidae. The transcript has 6 exons.